Hyalella azteca is the source of this 6301-nucleotide messenger RNA. It is a transcript of the gene Marf, whose product is annotated as transmembrane GTPase Marf. The coding region runs from base 21 to 2369 and encodes 782 amino acids. The transcript has 14 exons. NCBI's taxonomy places the organism in Eukaryota, Metazoa, Arthropoda, Malacostraca, Amphipoda, Hyalellidae. Gene Ontology annotation, cellular component: mitochondrial outer membrane. Gene Ontology annotation, molecular function: GTP binding; GTPase activity. The record is from RefSeq and is a predicted model, not a curated record. Gene Ontology annotation, biological process: mitochondrial fusion; mitochondrion localization.
AGAUAGAAUAAAGUAUACGUAUGUGUGCCAUGUCAUCUGCUGUGAGUGCCUCUGCUUCCAUGCUCAAUGGAGCGGCUACACUAUCUAAUUCUAAGACUAAUGCUGCUAAGAAUAAGUACACACUGUCUGAUCCAAGCUCUGCCCUGGCUGCCUCCAAUUCUACCUCACCACUACAGAUCUUUGUAAGGGCCAAGAAGAAGAUCAAUGACAUCUUUCAGGAGAUUGAAGAGUAUGUUGUUGAGACUGGCAACUUUAUUGCAGCAUUGAGCAAAGAUGGAGUUCUUGUGACAGAGAAGGAAGUGGUGACCAUGGAUGGAUAUUUUAACAAGGUAUCAGGCAUCAAAGAAGUUCUUGCCAGAGAUCAUAUGAAGGUUGCAUUUUUUGGGCGCACAUCAAACGGCAAGAGCUCGGUCAUCAAUGCUAUGCUUGGCGAUAAAAUUCUUCCCUCUGGUAUUGGUCACACAACAAACUGCUUCCUGCAGGUUGAGGGAGAUGAGAGCAAUGAACCAUUCCUGACAACGGAGGGUAACGCAGAGCGACAGAGCGUCAGUGGCAUAGGGCAGCUGGCACACGCGCUCUGCAAUAACAGACUUGGCGACUCGUCACUCGUCACCAUCCACUGGCCCAAGACUCGGUGCCAGCUCCUCAGAGAUGACGUUGUGCUUGUUGACUCCCCUGGCAUUGAUGUCUCUGAGUCCCUCGAUGAGUGGAUAGACAAACACUGUCUUGAUGCUGAUGUCUUUGUGCUCGUGUCUAAUGCUGAGUCCACUCUCAUGAAUACGGAGAAGAAUUUCUUCCACAAAGUGUCCCAACGUUUGUCCAAGCCCAACAUCUUCAUCCUUCAGAACCGCUGGGAUGUGGCCGCCUCAGAACCUGAGUAUCUUACUGAGCCGGCUCGGCUUAACGAGGUGCGACAGCAGCACAUGGAGCGCGCUGUGGGCUUCCUGUGCGAGGAGCUGAAGGUUGUGGCACCACAGGAGGCCGAGCAGCGCGUCUUCUUCGUGUCGGCCAAGGAAGUCCUGCAGCAGCGACUCGCUGACUCUGGACACCAGGCACAGGUAACAGCGCUGCCUGAGGGAUUCUCUAGUCGCAUCUUCGAGUUCAAGGAUUUCGAGCGGCGGUUCGAGGAAUGCAUCUCGAAGACCGCCGUCGUCACCAAGUUCGACCAGCACGCCCAGCGCGGCCGCGCCAUCGCCAAUGAGCUUCAGGAGCUGUUGCUGCACAUCCAGCAGAGUGCAGGGCAGGAGCGCGAGCAGAAGCUGCAGCAGCAGCGCACCCUGAAGCAGCGACUGCACCAAGUGACCCAGCAGCUCGACACCGCUACACACGUCAUCAAGGAUAACAUCCAGCGCAUCGUGCACGACAUUGACCGCAAGGUGUCGGCUGCGCUCAACGAAGAAAUUCGCCACUUGUCCGCGCUGGUGGAAGAGUUUAAUGAACCUUUCCGCGCUGACCCUCUGGUGCUUAAUGUCUACAAGAAGACCUUGCACAGCCACGUGGGCGCCGGUCUAGGGUGUAACUUGAGAGCCAAACUCUCGGACGUUGUAUCAUCUAACAUCGAGAGCAGCCAGAAGGAUAUGACGGCUCGAAUCCUCACGCUCCUCAAUGAAGAACAACGCAAGCUGGCCGAGACUUUCCUCCUGCCACGUCGGGAGCCUUUUGAAGUCUUCUAUGGACUUGACUGCGCCAACCUCUGCCAGGACUUCCAUGAGGACAUCGAGUUCAAGUUCUCACUGGGGGUGGUGUCGCUGGUGAAGAGCUUCAUGGGGCGCGCCGCCUGCAGGAUCCUCAACGUCAGCCAAACAGAAAACGUUCCUCGUGGAUCUGGCCUGACUCCCCAGACCCCCAGCAACGAGCUCCCUCCUCUAGGAGUGUCGCAGAGCGACUGGAGCCUCAUCAGCAGGAUGGCGGUAUCGACCGUGGGCUCCCAGGGCAGCAUGGGCCUGGUGCUCCUCCUUGGCAUGUUGUUCAAGACGGUGGGGUGGCGCGUGGUGGGCUUCACGUUGACGGUGUACGGCGGGCUGUACGCGUACGAGCGCCUCACGUGGACCACCAAGGCCCAGGAGCGCGCGUUCAAGCGGCAAUACGUGCAGCACGCGACCGCCAACCUACACCGCAUUGUCGACGUCACGUCCAACAACUGCAGCUUCCAAGUCCAGCAGGAGCUGUUCGGGAUGAUGGCGCGUCUGAGCCGGCUGGUGGACGAGAGCCUGGUGACCAUGAAGCGCGAGGUGCGCACAGCGGAGCAGCUGGCAAAGCAGCUCGAGGAAACCGCCAGCGCCGCCAAGACGCUCAGGAACAAGGCGCACUACCUCGACCGCGAGCUCGGCGUAUUCCAGGAAACUUACCUUCAUACCGCACGACACUAAGGCGGCCUGGUUUGCUGCGAGUCUGCUCUUCCUUAGUCAUUUGUCUAUGAAUGCAUUAAGCGUCGUCAAUGCUAUUCGUACAUGAAGGCCUGGAAUGAAGAAGUCCUGUUAGUACACGGAGUUUUAAUGUAUUGAACGUGCUUUGAACUUUUGAUUGGGUGCAGCGAGUCGUGGUUGCAGCUCUGAUGAAUUUCUCCUUUCUCCCUUUUGCAGCUCUGAUGAAUUUGCCGGUUUAGAGCAAUUGGCUGAGGUUGCUUCGGGCACCGCAUACAAAUAUACAGCCAACAGCUACUAAUCUUUUGUUUAAAAGAUGCUAUUAGAAAAACUAAAUUAAGCAUACUUGUUACUUACCUUGUUCAACUUAUUCACUCUCUGAAAGCUAUCUUGGUACACUGAUAACUAACUCUUAAGACACUCGUUAUGUCACUGACCAGAUCGUUGGAGCCUUCACUGCUCGCAUUCAUGUCCUCUUGACAGCUAGGCAGCCUAAGGACAUUUUUUUGAAUGCUUCGUUAGCUCGCAACGGUCACGAGUGAUCAGCACCUUACGACUGAUGUUGACAGUUGCCUCGCCAAACAUGGUGAAAUGGUCUGAAUCAAAAUUAUUUAGCAUGAAAGAAAACUUAUCUCAACUGAGUAAGUCAUAAUCUAGUCAAAUAUCUAUUUGAACGUCAAAGCCGCCUCUGGUCAUCUGCUUAGUUAUCAGUUCACCUGCGCUGAAGAUAAUAUAUAUUAGGAAAUUUUUCUCGCUCCUUGGGAAUUGUAUAAUCAUGUCACAAAAGCACACAAGGCUGCUCGAGAAGAGUAUUUGAAUGGUUUGUCCCGAUGCCUCGAAAGUUCGUUUGUUAUUGAGAAAAUCGGCCGAAGAACGCAAUUGCAAGCAUGUGUUGAAGAAUGUAGUGGUACCAUCAUUUGAUAAUAUGUGCUGGUAAUUCACUAGAUCUGUUUGUCCAAAUUACGGUCUUGAAGUCAUGGCGAUGCCCCAAUGUGGUGAGAUUUGGUGUAAUUUCUCUCUCAGUUUGUAAUUCCUUAUGAAUGGCGAAGCUUGAGUAUGAAUUACUGGUAGAUUGAGAAAAAUUACAGUAUGAAUUCAUUAAGGAAUUUUUCCCACAAUCGAAAAUUAAUGUUAAUAUAACUUGUUUAAAAUUGAAGGUUGUAAAUAAUCGCCUUGCUUUGUGAUAAAUCAGAUAUUGAAGGUUUUACGAAUAGUGCUGGGUUGUUUUGAAGAGAACUGGGAUUAGAAUAGAAUAGAAGUGUCGGCACUGAAGAAAUGGGCCCAUGGCCAUGGGUUAACUGUGUUGGGUUUCAAGAUAGAGCAACAUUAAUUAAUAGAAAAUCACAUUCGUCACAUUUUCAAGAGAACUAGAAUCCCUUUCACUCUUUUACUUCAGUAACAUUUUACCACUAUUUUUGUUCUCUUACAUUCGAUUCUCUAGGAUGUUAUUUUUUCCACAUUAUCUGUCCGAUUCGCUUGCCUUAGCUUUGGAAAUAUAUGCGAUAAUUUGUCAGAAUAAUAUACAGUUUCACUUAAACUCAACGACGAACAUAGAAUCCCUGAACAAUAUCUUCUGGGAGAAUUGAGGUUUUCUACUACUAUAAAUUAUAACGUUGAAGAUAUUUCAUAAGAAAUCAUGUAACCAAUUCAGAUCUUUUUAUGCUAUUCAUCGUUGUUAGACCAUUUACAGUUCUUUGUACGGUGUGCAAAUUCAAGCUACCCUAAAACUAGAAUAUUUUCUCAUGUUCAAUUAUGUGCCGUGAAUUUGGUACCUCGCAGUGUUAACCAAACGUGAUCCGCACGAACGGUUUGUUGCCUAUACGAGGACGCUGUUUAGUUUAUUCAGUCAGAGCCGUGGUUAAUAUCGCCGAUGUUUGCAUCUCUUUAUUGGAGUCGUUAUAUGUUUAUAUAAGAGAAUAGAUCAUUAACGGCUUAUUUAGCGUUCGAGUUCAAAUUGCUUGCAAGUCUUAGAUGGAGAAUUGUUUAUUGAUUUGAUGCUACUGAGCAUGAGUGUUUUUUAGUAGUUGGGACAGCUCGUAGAAUCCGCUUUCUUUGCUUCUUGUAGUUUAGGAAAGUUGGAAAAUAUUUCAUGAUUGAGUUUACUGCCAGUAGUGUUUUGAGUUGUUCCAGCUUUAGCCUACAUUCUACUCAACUGUAGGGCUAGAUGCAGUAACCAAACGAAUACCUCAAAGGACAAAUUUCUUUACGAAUACCGCUAUUGUGAGUUCUGCACAUUAUGAACUGUACAGGAAUCCUGUAAAAAACCGUACGAAAUUAUUGCCGUGUCUGUUUAGCGGAUUUCGGUCUGGUGUCACUCAUCGCUGGUGGGUUGAGGUUGUGGCCAAAACUCUAGUCGAGAAUUGCACGUCUUGGCUUCUCCCGUUAUUGCUUCUAUUGGUAAUGAAAUGGGGAAGAUAUAAUGGUUACUCAUUAGGACUUGCUUGAUAGGAGAAUGCACUGUUUAUAACGAAUCACGAAUUUUUUUUACUUCAAUUAAAGCAAUGUUAAUUUUUCAAGAAAAUAACAAUGUUGAUAUAAUUCAAUCGACUCUCCGUGCAUUGGAUGUUCCGUUGAUGGGCUGCUUUCGCGGAUAAGGCUCACUUUUUUUAAAUUUUGGCACUACAAGAUUUCAGAAGACGGCUUGUUUCAUGCAAGUGUGGCAUAAUAUCUGGAUUAAGAGUUGACGUUAAAAAUGGUGGGGUUUGUUCGCCUCUCACUGAAUUGUGAAUCGCUGGAGGAUUGAUAACUACAAUAAUGUCAGCACUUGUUAUUUCGAACGGCGUUAGCGGUCGGUUCAGGAGUCUGGCUAAUCUAAAUCGUACUGCGGGUCAAGGGGUACAUUUGUCUUGAUGCAUUUAUGAGCUCUUGAAAAUUAAGCGUCUUAUGGCUGCACCCCAAGUAGCUGAGCUCUUGCAGGUUGCACUCCUGAAGGCGGCAGCCCUGCAGCUCGAAUCUCAAGAAGGUUGCUGCUCUGAAAGUUGUAAUAGAGAGCCACGGCUUUCCUCAUUUCGGUCCGAUGCUGCUCAGCGGGAAACUCAAGCUACUUUUUGGGCCACGUGCCAUGUUGCAUUUUUUCUGUGUUCCGAAUAUCUAGAGCUGUGUAGAACCUUUACUAUGCUCAUUUAGUCUCGGUGCUAACUUUGCUACGUUACUAACCUAUUUUAUUCAUGGUAUUUUCACCUUAUGUCUGUAUAGAUGCUUUUAAUUUAGGAUAAAGCCCUGCGAAUUUAUCUCGAUAUAUUUUCUUAGUUACCUUGUUACCUCUCAUUUUAAACGCAAUAUUCUUCUGUUUGUUUCUUGUUCGCUAUUAUCUACUGGUCAUUUUGGGGUCCUGGUUCUUGGGUUCAAGUUAUUCUUUCGUGCGCAUCUUUCCGCAGUAUCUACGCGACGUUAGUUGGUGCUGCAUCAACGCCUCAGCUCCACGUUCAGCAUGAAACUCUUCCUUAUCGUCAUCGCAAUCAAUUUUGGUGGUCUGAAACAUUCAUACAUUAAAUACGUUUGAUUUUGUAUUCUCUUGAUUAAAAGAUUUAUGAGAAACGCUGAUUGCUUGGGUAGGUUUUUAAUUGUAAUGGUAAUGCGCAAUGCUUCGACUUGGGUGUGAUAAUUUUUGUACAUCCUUGGUGUUCUGUCGUUGACGUUUGAGACUCGGUUUCGAAGAAGAACUAAAUCAGCCAAUAUUCGUGUUUAACUCGAAAUGUAUGCGCAUAUUGUUAUCAGAAUCCUGUUACUUGAUCUGUACAAAUCAUGAUGUUUUUGUGUACUAUUGUGGUUCAAAUUUAACCUCUUUUCUGGCUUUGCUGAAAAUAUUUUACGUAAGAAUGACGAUACCCGAUCGUUUACUCAGUCCUUUAUAAUGCAUGUUGGAUGAUGUAUUGUGACAACUGUACAGAAGCUAACGGUUUGUACAUAUGGUGUACUAUACAAAGCACGAUGAGCCA